CCUCGAAGUAUUAUUACAAAUAAAUACUAUCACAGUUAUGAACUGCGAUAUACAAAUGUUUUUCUACUUUAGUUGAUUUGAUUUGAAUUAGUUGAUUACUUGUAGAAAAAAAGAAAAUAUUACUAUGAUAGUCACACGUAGUUUUAAUUCCAAACAUGAUUAGUAUUGUAAUUUUAUUUAUCUAUUAAAUUGAUAAUUUUGUAAGUCACGUAAAAAUGGUAAGGGAAUUUGUGAAUUCGAAUAUCGUGUGGCAUAAAAAGACAUUACUUCUUAAGAACAUUUCAACAUUUGAAACAGAAUAUAUUUAUUAUGCUAAAUAUAUGAUGUAAACAGUGAAAAGAAUGUUCAAUGUUCACUUGAAAUAAAAAAACUAUUUGAUGUAUAAUAUUUAUCUAUUCACAACUGCAUUUACAGUGAUUUGUAAAUCAUAUCUUUAAAGUAUUUCCAAAUCUACAAAAUGUUAGAUACCAGAACAUUUUCAUAUAAGAAAUAUUUAACUGAAGCUGUCAUAGCUUUAGCAUGUGUGUUUAUUUUUUGUGAAUAUUUACUAUAUUACCUUGUGCUUAUUCAGUGUGCAUGGCCAGUUUUGGAACCACAUAAAACUGAUACAACAAUUACUGAAUCCACACCAGAAGAAACUCCGGUACAUGCAAUGUUUAUAGCAGAUACUCAUUUAUUGGGCUCAAAAAAUGGACAUUGGUUUGAUAAAUUAAAAAGAGAAUGGCAAAUGUAUAGAGCAUUCCAAACUAUGGUUACUCUUCAUAAACCAGACAUAAUUUUUAUAUUAGGUGAUUUAUUUGAUGAAGGACAGUGGAGUAGUUCAGCAGAAUUUGACCAAUACAUACAAAGAUUUCAUUCAUUGUUUUCAGUACCUAAACACACUCAUCUUUAUGUUGUUGCUGGAAAUCAUGAUAUUGGAUUUCAUUAUGCUAUUACACCAUACUUAAAUCAACGAUUCGUAAAUGGUUUGAAGUCACCAAGUGUGAAAAGAGUUAGUAUUAGAGGGAAUCACUUUGUCCUAAUUAAUAGUAUGGCAUUGGAAGGAGAUGGGUGCUUUUUGUGUCGUCCAACAGAAAUUGCAUUAAAUAAAAUUUCCACACAUUUAAAAUGUGCUAAAGAUAUGGGAAGUAGUUGUAACAAAGAUAAUGCAAUUUCGAGAUACAGCAGACCAAUUAUUUUACAGCAUUAUCCAAUGUAUCGUGAAUCUGAUGAAAUUUGCAAUGAACCUGAUCAAGCACCAGAUGAAAUAAAAGAUAUCAAAUUUAGGGAACGAUGGGAAUGUUUAUCAAAGGAAGCAUCUGAGCAACUUUUAGAUAUAUUGAAUCCAAGACUAAUCAUUAAUGGUCACACUCAUCAUGGUUGUAGAAGAAUACAUAGAAAAGAUAUAUUAGAAUUUACAAUACCAUCUUUCAGUUGGCGUAAUAAGGAUAAUCCUUCACUUUUACUAGGUGUAUUUACCCCCAAUAAUUAUUCUGUAUCAAAAUGUUACAUGCCUGUGGAAUCUACAGAGAUCAAAAUUUAUGUUAUCAGUAUAGUGUGUAUAUUUAUAUAUUUUAUCAUAAAAUGUAGAUUGAAACAAAAUCGACAUUAUCUUUUAAAGUUUCAUUAAAGUUUCAUAAAGACA
Bombus terrestris (buff-tailed bumblebee) is the source of this 1624-nucleotide messenger RNA. RefSeq names its product metallophosphoesterase 1 (gene PGAP5). The coding region runs from base 458 to 1609 and encodes 383 amino acids. Gene Ontology annotation, molecular function: hydrolase activity. Gene Ontology annotation, biological process: GPI anchor biosynthetic process. The transcript has 9 exons. The record is from RefSeq and is a predicted model, not a curated record. NCBI's taxonomy places the organism in Eukaryota, Metazoa, Arthropoda, Insecta, Hymenoptera, Apidae.